AUGUUAGAAAAAUCCACUCUGCUGUUGUCUCUUCAGAUAAGUCUCCUGGGAGUCACUCUUGGUGGGAAUGUUCUGAUUUGGCCGAUGGAAGGUAGUCAUUGGCUAAAUGUUAAGAUAAUUAUAGAUGAGCUGAUUAACAAACAGCAUAAUGUGACUGUCCUAGUUGCUUCUGGUGCACUUCACAUCAAGCCCACUUCCAACCCAUCUCUGACAUAUGAAAUAUAUAAGGUGCCCUUUGAGAAAGAAAAUGUGGAAGAAACUGAAGCUUUGGCGGCCCUGCUGCUGCAGCUCUGCUGCACUGGCUCUGGAUCCUGUGGGAAGGUCCUGGUGUGGCCCUGUGACAUGAGCCAUUGGCUCAAUCUAAAGAUCAUUCUGGAGAAUCUCGCAGACAGGGGGCAUGAGGUGACCGUGUUGGUUUCUCCAGACUCGCUCAUCAUUGACUACAGUAAGCCUUCCACACUGAACUUUGAGGUGAUCCCUAUAUCUCAGGUCAUGGAGAGAUUAAAAAAUGUAAUGCUUCCCCUUUGCUUUGACUUCUGGCUCGAGCCAUACGAUAUUCAGCUUUGGGACCAGUUUUACAGUGAAGCCUUAGGAAGACCCACUACGUUAUGUGAAACUAUGGGGAAAGCAGAAAUUUGGCUAAUGAGGACAUAUUGGGAUUUUGAAUUUCCUCGUCCAUACUUACCUAAUUUUGAGUUUGUAGGAGGAUUGCAUUGUAAACCUGCCAAACCGUUACCUAAGGAAAUGGAAGAAUUUGUCCAAAGUUCAGGUGAACAUGGAGUUGUAGUGUUCUCUCUGGGGUCAAUGGUCAAAAACCUCACAGAAGAAAAAGCCAAUCUCAUUGCCUCAGCCCUCGCUCAGAUUCCACAGAAGGUCUUAUGGAGGUACAAAGGAAAGAAGCCAGCCACAUUAGGAGCCAAUACUCGGCUCUAUGAUUGGAUACCCCAGAAUGAUCUUCUUGAAACAGUCAUUAAUGAACCUUCCUAUAAAGAGAACGCUAUGAGGUUAUCAAGCAUUCACCACGAUCAACCUGUAAAGCCCUUGGAUCGAGCAGUCUUCUGGAUCGAGUUUGUCAUGCGCCACAAAGGAGCCAAACACCUGCGGCCAGCUGCUCACAACCUCACCUGGGUCCAGUACCACUCUUUGGAUGUCAUUGGGUUCCUGCUGGCCUGUGUGGCAACUGCUAUAUUUUUGGUCACAAAAUGUUGCUUAUUUUCUUGUCAAAAACUUGGUAGAACAGGAAACAAGAACAAGAGGGAAUAA
Myotis davidii is the source of this 1263-nucleotide messenger RNA. RefSeq names its product UDP-glucuronosyltransferase 2A1-like. Gene Ontology annotation, molecular function: UDP-glycosyltransferase activity. Lineage: Eukaryota; Metazoa; Chordata; Mammalia; Chiroptera; Vespertilionidae. The record is from RefSeq and is a predicted model, not a curated record.